AUUUCCAUGCGGGCGAUGCUCCGAACCGUGACGACACUCAUCCGGAGUCAUCCUGCAUCACGUGCCAAGCUCGAGCUGUUCUGACUUCUCUUCUGUCCGGGUGAAGAUCACACUGGACAUCGUAUACCAGGUAGAGAGAGAGAUUUGUGUUUUGCAAGAUAUGCUCGGAGUCUCCACUGUCCACCUCACCGCUUUGGUAUCUAUUUUUCACGUCCUCCUCCGGCACCAGCAUACUAGUAGCACUCGUUCGGAAGAAAUAGCUGCCAAUACGACUCCGUAAGGCAGAGCGAAGCGAGCGCAUUGCGGGUAGUCCUGAAGGACCCUUCAGGUCCUUGAUCCGGCGUAGAACAGGCGUGCGAUAUCAAUCAGAUCUCAGUCAGCGUGCUUUGCAAGUGCGUGUGAGGCCGAGGCAAUGGAGAGGCAAGUGCGAUAUGCAGUAGCCCUGGUACUGCUAACGCAAACGGUGUUGUGCUUCGCCCACGCGGGCGGUCGCGAACACUUUGAAUGGAGCGCCAAAAAGGGAGAAGAAGCUGAAAGCGGACGCCGGCGGGCACCGUUCUCCUUCACACUGCCUGAGCUGGGCAGCUUGCCGGACCACCCACGGCUGCGUGUUCGCGACGAGAAGGAGCUGAUCUCCAUCCUGAACUACACGGGCAAUGACCCUGUGGCCGCCAAACUACUGGACGAUAUCUACAGCUAUGGCGACGAGAUUCUGAACACCAAGCCAGCCCUGCGUCCCGCUCCGGGCCCGAGCGGCGUGCUGUCAACCGUCAGAACCGUCCUGGAUCGGGUGUACAUCAUGGCGCUGCUGUUCCGCCUGACCAACAACUGCAACUCGACGUGGUACUACCGCGGCUGGGCCGAGCUGGAGACAGUAGCCAAGUGGAGCGACUGGAACCCGCAGCACUUCCUGGACGUCGGCGAGAUGACGCACGCGGUCGCCAUCGGCUACGAUUGGUUCUACCAAGGUUUGAACUCGAGUCAGCGCAUGUUGCUGGAAGACGCCAUCGUGGAAAAGGGAUUCAAGCCGGCCAUGGCGGCGUUCAAGCAGCACGAGUUCUGGACGUACUACGACUCAAACUGGAACAACGUGUGCAACGGAGGCCUGAUUGUUGGUGCACUGGCGUUGCUGGACAAUGAGCGACACUCUGGAAUCGCCAAGGAGAUGCUUAACAUGUCCAUGCACGCAUUGCCCAACAGCAUGGCGUCGUAUGCUCCACUGGGCGCCUGGCCAGAGGGUCCUGGCUACUGGGCAUAUGCGACGGACUACACGCGCUACGCCAUAUCCAGCCUUCAAACGGCUCUCGGCACGGACAUGGGCCUUGGCGAGUUCACUGGCUUUGCGACAACUGCCGACUUUAACAUCCAACUUCAGGGAACGUCGCUGAUCAACUAUAAUUGGGCCGAUGACAGAGUUGGCGAGCAUCCCAGCGACACAGCUGUGUCAUUCUAUCUGGCUACGCACUAUAACCGACCCGAAGCAGCCUAUCUGCAGCGAGAAAAGCUGAAGACCCGCGACACGAUCUCCGUCAACGAUCUCAUCGACUACACGGACAAAGGCAGUGAAGCUGACUUGGAGAAGCUACCACUUGUCAUGCUGUACUGGAAGAGAAACCUGUUGGUCGCCCGCGGCAGCUGGACCAACCGCACUGCGGCGUUUCUGGGCCUGAAAGGCGGCAACGUAUCCUACCAUCACAGUCACAUGGACCUGGGAUCGUUCGUAUUGGAGAUGGGCGGCGUGCGCUGGGCCAUGGAGCUGGGCAGCGAUAACUACGGCUUGCCGGAGUACUUCGGCGGCAAGCGCUUCACCUACUACCGCCUGCGCAACGUCGGCCACAACACGCUGACGUUUGAUGAUGACAACCAGGGUAGGGAGUCUGCAGCCGAGAUCAUUGCUUACAGCAGCGAUCACAACCAGGGUACGGCGACAGUGGACUUAACCACGGGCUACGCACCAAGCAACCUGACGUCAGUGAAGAGGACGUUCAAGUGGGCGCUUAACAACAACGCUGUGACCAUCGAGGAUGCCAUAACCUACGGCAAGAGCCACGCCAAGACCGUCACGUGGGCGAUGCACACGCGUGCCCGUGCUAUGGUCCACGGGACAAGCGCAGAUCUGACCGACGACCACAGGGAGCUGCACGUCGCCUUCGACAGCGGCGACAAGUGCCCGCAUGCCGAAAUGGCCGUUUCCCCUGUCGACCUGAAGCCACCACAGGACUCCAGCACGGGCAUAUUCAAGCUAACAAUAACAGCCCCGGCAAGUACGUGUAGCAGCAUUGUCGUCCACAUAUCACUGACCAAGUAAACAAUAUGAUGGGUGAUUGAGUAGGGCUGACACUUGACCAUGGACUGAUAGCCUUCAUAAUAUGGUUGUAGUGCUGAGUUCAAGAUAAUUUUCAAAUCCAAGCAAUUGAGAGGUUUGAUAAAAUAUUUUCAUUUGAAGUUUUUGCUUCGAAAUAGAAAUCAACGACUACAUGUAAUGCACAGCGCAAUAUUUCAAUAUCUUCCCCUUGAAGUAGACGAAUCUAGUAAUAAGAAGUAAGAUAUCUUUUUCUCUUG
Molecule: messenger RNA, 2562 nt
Organism: Sycon ciliatum
Lineage: Eukaryota; Metazoa; Porifera; Calcarea; Leucosolenida; Sycettidae
Exons: 3
Coding region: 413-2308 (631 amino acids)
Molecular function (GO): lyase activity
Source: RefSeq, a predicted model, not a curated record